Molecule: messenger RNA, 858 nt
Organism: Colletotrichum karsti
Lineage: Eukaryota; Fungi; Ascomycota; Sordariomycetes; Glomerellales; Glomerellaceae
Exons: 4
Coding region: 1-858 (285 amino acids)
Source: RefSeq, a predicted model, not a curated record
AUGGCUCAAGUAACACCGUCCAUCAGUAUCAGGUACACCACCUACGGGGCAGGCUUCAACGCCGCAACCUACGAGCCGAAGACACCCAGCGCCAGCAAGUAUGAAGACGUGGUCAUAGAUUGCCACAACUUCCGUGCCGCCCCUGUCAGCCGUGCGCUCGCCGACAUCUGGGACAAAGCUAUCAUCCCCGGGCAGAAGACGCUCGGCGACAUGAUCAUGGAGAAGAUCGACGAGCGGAAGAUCAAGUGGAGCGUGGUCACGGGCUUUCAGAUGAUCGACGUCGGCGCCCGAGGAGAUCCGGGAGACGAGGUGGUCUAUGUCGCCGUGCACCGGACGGAGACCGUUGAACCCUACACCGAGAUCAAGUGGCUUCGAUCGGUCUUGUACCCGGCUGUUCUUGAAGUACUUGCCAGUGCUGGAGCUACGAAGGAUCUCACCGACGCGGAGGAUGUCGUCUUCGCCUUCCCCGAAUCGCCCCAGCAUUCUAGUUUGGUGAACGAUACUCCAUCUCAGCCGGAUGCAACUCUUGUUCAGGAGCAUGACCAGCAGGUAUUUGUCAACCAACUCCGAGGCCACGUCGUCUCGGAAGCGGGAGGGUACGAUGACUCCGAUGAGGACCUGGACUCCGAUGAGGACCUGGACUCCGAUGAGGACCUGGACGCCGAAGGGGACUUGGACAUCGAAGGGAACCCGGGCGCCGAAGGAGACUUGGACGCCGAAGGGGACUUGGACGUCGAAGAGGACCCGGGCCUCAAUAGUGAUGACAGCUUGAGUAAGGCUCCGGGUUCUACCACAGGUGUUCAGGACUCGUUGCCUCCUUCGAAUGACGGUGACGACGAUAUAGACGGCCUAUAUUGA